CACUAACCCAUCUUUUAACCAAAUUCAUAUCUGUUUCCUUCCGUAAGUAAAUCCCCCUCUUCCACAGAACCCACACAAAGCCCCUUCUCUUCCUCUUUGGAGAUUUUAGGGUUUCAUCAUCUAACACACAGUGACAGUCGAAAAUUUAGGGUGUUUUUUGGUGUUCUGCAUCACUUCUUUUUGAUAAUCGUAAUCUUAUGUUGAAAGUUUGGUUUUUAUUUACAAAUUCUGUGUACAAUCCUCAUUUUUGUUGCCAAUUGAUCUUUCAAUGCCUGUAUGCUGUUUCUCUAUUUGGUAGCUAGAAAACCCUAGAGAGUUCGAAGCCGCUUGCUUUGGGGCGGGCGAUUUCGCAGCCGUUACAGUGGAAUAUUAGCGAUAAGUUCGUUGCUCUUGGUUUCGUAAUACCGCAUGAUUUUGAUUUGAUUGAUUGGGGGCAGUAGGUUAGGUUUCUUUUACUCGUGUUUCGAUGGCGCCGAGUCGGAGAAAAGGUGCCAGUAAAGCCGCCGCAGCCGCCGCCGCUUGUCGGCAGUGGAAGGUUGGCGAUCUUGUUCUUGCCAAGGUGAAAGGGUUCCCUGCUUGGCCUGCUACGGUGAGUGAACCGGAAAAGUGGGGGUACUCUGCUGAUUGGAAAAAAGUUCUAGUCUUCUUCUUUGGAACCCAGCAAAUAGCGUUCUGCAAUCCGUCUGAUGUUGAAGCUUUUACCGAAGAGAAGAAAGAAUCUCUACUGAGCAAACGUCAUGGUAAAGGUGCUGAUUUUGUUCGUGCUGUAAGGGAGAUAAUUGAUAGCUACGAGGAGCUAAAAAAACAGGAGCGGCAAGUCAAUGGUGUUAAUACCAUCGGUCAAGCCACUUCGACAAAUGGAGUCAAAUCCGAGGAAUGUAUUGCAAGUUCUGGUUCGAAAGACGAGGCUCUCACACCGACAGUUGACUCGUGCUCGAAAAUGUCGGAUUCUCCAAAACGUAAUGAUGGUCCUUGCGAUGGUGAUGCCAUGACUACAGAAGACGUUCUUCACAAGGGGGAUAAAAUGUCGAUAGAUCCCACCGGUCAUUUGGCGGUCACGAAGGCACCGUUGCCUACCACAUACUCGAGAAAGAAAUACUCAAGUACUCGUGCGUCAACGAUGCAUGGAAGGAUACCAUCUGCUCGUAGAUCAAGAAGUUCGGUUAGAGCAGAGUCUUGCAGAUUUCAGAACGUUCCGGAAGGCAUUGAAAUGAAUAAUGGUAAUUUAUCUAACGUAUCAAGGGACGGGGCCCAAAGAAGGACGAAAAGGGUCAGGACAUCACCGGGUUCAUCUGAUGGACCAGAUAAGGAUUUACCUCUUGCUUCAAAUGCAAGUCCUGAAGAAAAUGGUUCUGAAAUUGUGACUGUUGAUUCCGAUACCAAGAGUUUUAAUGAGGGAAACUGUGUACAAUCUGGUUAUAAGCUUAUGGAACAUGAUUAUGUAACGGAAUGUUCUGGGGGAGACAUGCAGCUGAGUCAGACACUUGAAUUUCAAAAUAAAGCCGUUAUUGUUAAGAAGAAAAGAAAGCCCAGUAGAAAACGUGCUAUAACCGUUACCACGGAGUUCCCGGAUAGAAUCAACAAGCAAUCUUGUGGUGUCGAGAUGGAUAAAAGCGAACCUAUUCAGCAUGCUGAUCUUGAAAAAUCUAGCGGGAAGUAUACCAAGGAAGACGGUGAUGAACACCUUCCACUAGUAAAACGGGCCAGGGUUCGGAUGGGUCGUACGUCAUCAUCUAUGGAAGAACCCGUAAUUAGACCGAAGCAGGACUGUGCAGUCUUGAGUGAUGGAGAAGAUAUGUCGGCAGAGGGAAACUCGUCAGCAGGUAGGGAAGAAUCAGACGCUUUAUUUAUGUUAAGCAAAUGUAGUGUUAAUAAGCCACCAUUAUGGGAAGCUAACAAGCAUAAUAAGCAUUUUGGCUGUUUAGCUGAUGGUGAAGCUGCUUUACCGCCAUCUAAACGACUCCAUCGUGCUCUUGAAGCCAUGUCUGCAAAUGUUGCAGAAGAAAAACAAGUUUCUCCUGAAGGACCAUCUGCCAUGAAAACUAUCAUAAAUGGAUCUCUUUCUUCUUCGAUUGACUGCUUUAAUUUGGCCAUCGAGAUUAAAGAAACAGACCAGCCCGAAGUACAAAAGGUGAUCGUUCUCGGUAAUGGCGAUUUAGCUCCACCACUUGAUCGUAAUGAGACAACUGACAAGAUCAAUGGCUGCAAUCAACCUUCAAGAACUAGUAAUAGUCCAGAAGACGGGAUUUUAAAAGAUGACAACGUAAAGCCCGUGGAAAUUUCCGAUAGUAAGGAUGCCGUCAUACUGUCUUCUUGUGUGAAAACGGUUGAAGUCCUGCAAAGCCCGAAACCUUCAUCGGAUGCUAUCGAGAAGAAAGAGUCUCUUCCUGAAUGCAAUAAUACUACUGCUGUUGCAAAUGAAUCUGAAUUUGAAACUUCGGAGUUGAUUGAGCUCAGCAAAAAGGAUCCUUCAGAUGUUUCUGGGGUGAGUUCAGAUCCUAUAUCGAGCAACGUGGAGAAUGGAGUUAUUUCACACGAUGAUGCCAAUUUGUUGAUGCAAUCUUCUCCCCAGAAAAGCUGCAAUAUGGCAGAUAAUCCAUUUGAAGAUGACAGCAAUGGCAAUGCAAUACUGGAAGAUACCGAAGCAACUAAAAGAUCGAAUAUGGAAGUAGAUGAUGAUCCUCCAUCUCUAACCACAGUGAAGGAGUUGAAGACUGUUGCCCCGGGUCCUGAACUUUCAAAUUCGACUUCUAUUUUUGAAGAUGGCUUGAGCCAUAAAAUUGAGUCAGGUACCCGGACAUCUUCUCCUCCGAAUGAUGCGUUUGACUCAACUGCACGAGCCUCUCCACCCAAUACUUCCAUUUGCAACAUAUCUACUUCAGAUAAUAGUAAUUUCCUUGAAAACAGUGGCUGUUGUAGUCCUGCUGUGCAUUUGUACCAUGAGAAACCAAAGCACGCCAGCAAUAAAUGGAGCACGAUAUCAGAAGCAAAUGCUGCUCUUACGUCUUUUGAGGCCAGUCUUGCGGCAUUAACACGGACUAAAAAAAGCAUCGACCGAGCCACGCGAAUCGCAAUUGACUGUGCAAAAUUUGGCAUUGCUGUCAAGGUGGUGGAGGCUAUUGCCCGCAGUUUGGAAGCUGAACCUAGCUUACAUAAACGGGUGGACUUAUUCUUUCUUGUGGAUUCUAUUGCACAAUGUUCUCGAGGGCUGAGAGGUGAUGUGGGUGGCUUGUAUCCGUCAGCGAUCCAAGCGGUGCUACCACGGUUAUUGUUGGCGGCUGCUCCUCCGGGGAGUAGUGCACUUGAAAAUCGUAGGCAGUGCUUAAAGGUACUGAAACUGUGGCAAGAAAGGAAGAUCCUUCCAGAACCAAUGAUCCGUCACCAUAUUCGUGAGCUUGAUUCCCUCAACAACAUGUCUUCUAGGAUUAGUAAUUCACGCCGGCCCUUUAGGAACGAAAGGGCGUUUGAUGAUCCGGUUAGGGAAGUCGAGGGUAUGCUGGUUGAUGAGUAUGGAAGCAAUUCGAGUAUACAACUAUCCGGUUUCUGCAUGCCAACAAUGCUGAAGGAAGGAAAAGAAGGGAGCGAUUCUGAUGUGGAGGGUUUCGAGGCUGUAACUCCCGAGCAUAAUCUUGAAAUUUCCGAGGAACGUGAUGGGGUGCCGACACCUGCCGCCGAUAAGCAUACCCAUGUCUUGGAGGAUGUUGAUGGCGAGCUUGAAAUGGAGGACGUGGCUCCCUCUCGUGAAGCUGAAAUAACCGACUCUACUAAUAACGGUCUAGGAAAAGUUGCAAUACAUCCGCCAUUGUUUGCCCCUCCAUUGCCCAAAGAUUUGCCGCCAUCAUCUCCACCUCUGCCUAAUUCCCCGCCACCUCCACCACCUCCAUCUGCCCUUCCUCCACCUCCUCCCGCCUCUCUUCCUCCACCUCCUCCCGCCUCUCUUCCUCCACCUCCUCCACCUGUCCUUCCUCCUCCCCCUCCAGCCUCCCUUCCUCCGCCCCCUCCAGCCUCCCUUCCUCCGCCCCCUCCAGCCACCCUUCCUGCACCACCUCCAGCCACCCUUCCUGCACCACCUCCUUUACCAGAGACCGUGGGUAACUUUUCUGAUGCCAAUCUACCGGAGUCAUCUAAUUCUUGCUCUUACGGUAGUUUACCAGUUCCUCGGCCACCUCUUCAAGCCGCCAAUAAUGUCCAUCUGAGGCCACCGCAUCCUACUCCAUCGUCUCAGUUCUCGUACUUUCAAUCCGAUCGGGAAAUCCCACCGCCUUCGUAUCCCGGCAGGUUCCAUUUCGUCAACAGUACCGACACCGGGAAUUUUCACAGUGAUCAUGACAGAAUGCAUGUAGCCCCACAUGAUGAAAGCUGGAGGUUUCCACCACCUCCUUUUUCUGGUCCAUGCCAUCCCGAUGGCCCGAGGGCACGGUAUCCUCCUAAUGUAUACGGUGGUCCACCUUGUGAGCCGCCAAUGUCCGCCAACACCUGGCAUUAUCCUGUUCGACCUACAAAUCAUAGAGAAAUGACACCGCAUAGACCUUACCCGGAAGCACCUGUUCCCAUGGCAACUAGAGGUCCCAACUUUUGGAGGCCAAGGUGACACACCCAUAUCAGAACAAUCGUAUAGUAUCCCAUUGGAACAUUUCUUUAACUUAUAAGAGACCAAAUUUUCACUUGAAUACAUCGGGAUUUUUAGACGUAUAAAAAACCCGUUGUACAAUCUCUAGCAAGAACCUGUUGCAUCGAACACUUGACGAAGACAUACAUUUCAUGUUUGAUCAAGGGGAACGAGGUUACGAAGGAUGUGCGAAAAUGUCUGCAAUCGUUGGGUUUUUGCUCUGCUUUUGUUCUUGUUUUGAAGGUCAUGAGAUGUUGUCUUUCAAUGUUUUAAGCCAAAUGUUGGAUGUUAAUUUUUAGUCCUUAGUUGUCAAUUAUUGGGGAUGGUGGGCUAAAUUAAAACCUGGGUUUGGCUGGAUGUAUUGGAAGGUUUAAAUAUUGAAAUAUAAUUGUUGGGUUCUUUUUUUCACAUUAUUGAUAUAGAUUUGCCUUUUCAUUUC
Messenger RNA from Cynara cardunculus var. scolymus (artichoke), 5048 nucleotides. Its product is annotated as protein HUA2-LIKE 2-like. Gene Ontology annotation, molecular function: transcription coregulator activity; double-stranded DNA binding. Gene Ontology annotation, cellular component: nucleus. The record is from RefSeq and is a predicted model, not a curated record. Gene Ontology annotation, biological process: regulation of transcription by RNA polymerase II. The transcript has 10 exons. Bases 467 to 4591 code for a protein of 1374 amino acids. Lineage: Eukaryota; Viridiplantae; Streptophyta; Magnoliopsida; Asterales; Asteraceae.